This is a messenger RNA of Arachis stenosperma, 1403 nucleotides long. RefSeq names its product 3-ketoacyl-CoA synthase 19-like. The transcript is spliced from 3 exons. Lineage: Eukaryota; Viridiplantae; Streptophyta; Magnoliopsida; Fabales; Fabaceae. The record is from RefSeq and is a predicted model, not a curated record. Gene Ontology annotation, molecular function: acyltransferase activity, transferring groups other than amino-acyl groups. The coding region runs from base 1 to 1368 and encodes 455 amino acids. Gene Ontology annotation, biological process: fatty acid biosynthetic process. Gene Ontology annotation, cellular component: membrane.
AUGGAGAUUCUGUUCUUAUCUCUCUUAAUAACAUUUUUAUGCUAUGGUUUGUUCUGUUUGUAUAAUUUAAUCCAUGAAAUUAGAGGCCAAUCGUGCUACUUACUAGCAUAUGAAUGCUUCAAGCCCCCAGAAGACACAAAACUUGACAGAGACACAUGUGUGAGAAUCAUCCGUAGGAACAAGAAUCUUGGUCUGCAAGAGUACAAGUUCCUCUUGAAAGCAAUGGCCAAGUCCGGGAUUGGGGAGCACACUUAUGCGCCGAGGAGUGUGAUUGAGGGAAGAGAAGAGUGUGCCACAAUUGAAGAUUCAUUGAAGGAAGUUGAUGAGAUCAUGUUUGAGACACUUGAGAGGAUCUUCAAGAGGACUGGGUUUUCUCCUGUUCAGAUUGAUAUUCUUGUGGUUAAUAUAACGGUUUUCUCUUCAGUUUCUUCCUUUGCAGCUCGCAUCAUAAACAGGUACAAAUUGAGGGAUGAUAUUAAGGUCUUCAACCUGAGCGGGACAGGUUGCAGCGGAAGCAUAGUAGCCAUAGAUUUGGUGCAUCGUCUUCUGAAGACGAUGCACAAGAACUGCCUCGCCGUUGUGGUGAGUACAGAGUGCCUCAGCCAGUCAUGGUACUGCGGCAAGGUAACAUCCAUGAUGCUAUCUAACUGUCUGUUUCGCUCCGGCGGUGGCUGCUUGCUCCUCACUAACAACCCCUCCCUGAAGCCAAACGCAAUUCUGAGGCUAAAGCAUGUGGAAAGAACCCACCUUGGAGCAAGUGAUGAAGCUUACGGUUCUGCCAUGAUGGUGGAAGAUGAACAAGGGCACCAAGGAAUCUACCUAAAGAAGAGUGUCCCCAAAGCUGCCUCUGAAGCCUUGAAGGUGAACCUCAAAAUAAUGGUGCCUAAGAUUUUACCAUUAUGGGAAAUUGUGUGCUAUUUCACUGUGUCCAUCUACCAUUCAACAAUGAAAAGGGGAAAUAAUAACAAAGGUUUGAAUUUCAAGUCAGGGAUAGAACAUUUUUGUGUGCACCCUGGAGGAAGAGCAGUGAUUGAUGAAAUUAGUAAGGGUCUUGGGCUAAAUGACUAUGAUAUUGAGCCAUCAAGAAUGACAAUUCACCGUUGGGGCAACACAUCUUCAAGUGGGGUAUGGUAUGUUUUGAGUUACAUGGAAGCAAAAAAGAGGCUUAAGAAAGGUGAUAGGGUUCUUAUGAUUGGGCUUGGGUCAGGGUUUAAGUGUUGUAGCUGUGUUUGGGAAGUUAUGAGGGAUUUGGAGGGUAAUGUUGGUAAUAAUGUGUGGAUGGAUUGCAUUGAUAAUUAUCCUCCAAAUAAAUUAGGUACCAUCUUUGUCAAUGACGAUCAAAUUUUAGCUAGCAUCAAAAGUGGGUAAAAAUAGAACUCACUAUGAAAGGAAAAUGUAAUAAC